AUGAGAUCUACACUCCAGGAAGUCAAGCAAGCGCUCUUCAACCGGGACUUUGACAAGGCGUUCGGCAGCGAGGAGUACCUCGAGGUCUACGCGGCGCGAUGGAGCCCGACUCGUGCCCUUUGCUAUGCAGCUGUGCUGGCCGGUAUCAGGGGUCAUCUCGAAGGUAUCUGCACGAAGGUUGAGGAUGGACGUCUCCGUCGCUUCAAGUCUCUGCUCAUAGGUGGAGGCGCAGCUGAGGUUGUAGCCGUUGGCGAUUGUCUGAGCCAGACCCCUGACAUGCAAGCCGACAUCACCCUCUUAGAUUCGGCCCCUUGGGAGGGAGUGAUCAAGAAGCUGCACGCCGGGCUGACAACAGCUCCUCCCCUGUCAAAAUACGCCAGCGAGGCUACGAGGGCAGCAAAUGCUGCUUUGGUCCCCUCGGCGAAUCUGACCUCAAUAUUUACACAACAAGACAUACUGGCGGUUUCAAAAGACAAGAUAUCAGAGCUUGUGGGGUCAGGUCCAUUGCUUAUUACAUUGCUUUUCACACUAAACGAGCUCUUCACGUCAGGGGGUAUUGGAAAGACGAGCACCUUCCUCCUGAAUCUCACCGCUGCCGCCCCUCCUGACUCCUUACUGCUGGUCGUCGACAGCCCGGGCAGCUAUUCCGAGGCUGCUGUCGGCAAGGAGUCGAAACGCUACCCUAUGCAGUGGCUCCUCGACAAGGUCCUUCUUGGCACAGAAGCAUGGACGAAGGUUGAGUCCCACGACUCUCUGUGGUUUCGCCUGUCCCAGAGCCUAUCCUAUCCCAUUCCUCUAGAAGACAUGCGCUACCAGAUGCACCUAUACCGCGUCACCAAGCCCUCAGACUGA
Messenger RNA from Phaeoacremonium minimum UCRPA7, 852 nucleotides. RefSeq lists its product as hypothetical. The record is from RefSeq and is a predicted model, not a curated record. NCBI's taxonomy places the organism in Eukaryota, Fungi, Ascomycota, Sordariomycetes, Togniniales, Togniniaceae. Bases 1 to 852 code for a protein of 283 amino acids. The transcript has 2 exons.